Messenger RNA from Saccharomycopsis crataegensis, 1245 nucleotides. RefSeq names its product Pdx1p (gene PDX1). The coding region runs from base 1 to 1245 and encodes 414 amino acids. The transcript has 2 exons. The record is from RefSeq and is a predicted model, not a curated record. Gene Ontology annotation, biological process: pyruvate decarboxylation to acetyl-CoA. Gene Ontology annotation, molecular function: dihydrolipoyllysine-residue acetyltransferase activity. NCBI's taxonomy places the organism in Eukaryota, Fungi, Ascomycota, Saccharomycetes, Ascoideales, Saccharomycopsidaceae.
AUGUUUUCUGUUAGAGCCUUUAGCAGAGCAUCCACGGGGGUGGUUAGAUUCCAAAAUGUCAAUGUUCGCUUAUUUCAUGCCUCAGUAUUGAGGGCUGCUGCCACUAAAUUCGGUAUGCCUGCCAUGUCCCCAACGAUGGAUAAAGGUGGUGUUGUUGAAUGGAAGUUUAAAGAGGGGGAAGCUUACAGCUCGGGUGACGUUCUUUUGGAAGUGGAAACCGACAAAGCUCAGAUCGAUGUCGAAGCCCAAGAUGACGGUAUAUUGGCAAAGAUCUUGUUGCCAAAUGGAUCCAAGGAUAUUCCAGUCGGGAGAACCAUUGCCUAUCUUGCUGAACCAGAAGACGACAUAUCGAAAUUGGAGUUCCCAAAAGAAGAAGCAACCGAAGCCCCAAAGAAACAAGAGCCAAAAAAACAAGAGCCAAAAAAACCUGAGACUGCUCCAAAGAAAGCUUCCAAACCAAUAUCUGCUGAAGCUGGUAUCUUUAACAAGGCCAACCCAUCACAAACCCUUUUCCCAUCGGUGCUGACCCUUUUAGAAUCCAACGGGAUUUCUAAAGAAGAUGCCCUCGAGAAGAUUGAAGCUACUGGCCCAAAUGGCAGAUUACUCAAGGGGGAUGUGUUGUUUUACUUGGGAAAGAUUUCUAAAGAGUCUGCUGGUGCCAUUGCUACCUACUUCAAAGCCCAUGAAAAAUUAGAUCUUUCAAAUAUCCAAGGUGCCCCAAUUAAGGCAGAAUCCUCGGACAGUGCUACAGAAGCAAAAUCUUCCUCUGAUGCCGCUGUCCCUGCCAAGCCAUCAAUUCCAGAACCAAAGGUUAUUAAACAAUCAUUUGACUUGUCAUCAAUAGUAGAAUUACGCGAAGCCUCCUUAGGAAAAGUCAAGCCAUUUACCAUUUAUGAAUUUGUUAGUGAAGCAGUUAAGAAGUCCCAAACCUACGCUUUGCAAAGACAUCCAGUUAAAUCAGACUUCUACGAUGACUUGUUUGAAGAUAUCAUCAGCAUUCCAUCAAGAGUUGACAGAUUCAAGGUCAACUUCAAGAUCAACCAACCUGAAUCCAAGGUCACUCCAUCCGUUGGCCAACCUUCCAUCUUUGACCUCCUAACUGAAGUCAAAUCGGCUCCUUCUACUGAAUCACAUGAAACACCAACCGUCGAAGUCGAAUUGGUCAUUAAUGAACAGGUUGCUGAUGCCGAAGAAAAGGCUAAGUUGUUCAUGAAGAAGUUCGAUGAAUUUGUUAACGUUACUUAG